Molecule: messenger RNA, 1355 nt
Organism: Pristis pectinata (smalltooth sawfish)
Lineage: Eukaryota; Metazoa; Chordata; Chondrichthyes; Rhinopristiformes; Pristidae
Product: cytochrome c oxidase assembly protein COX16 homolog, mitochondrial
Exons: 5
Coding region: 90-467 (125 amino acids)
Biological process (GO): mitochondrial respiratory chain complex IV assembly
Cellular component (GO): mitochondrial inner membrane
Source: RefSeq, a predicted model, not a curated record
CAUCGGUGGUGUACAGGCGGAAGUAGCUGUGCAGCGAUGAAACGUUUCCCCGGCGCCCAAGCUUGGGUCUGACUUUCUGUGUCGGUGCCAUGGACCUUCUGAGAGGGAGCAGGACGCUGAGGUUCGGGGUGCCGAUGCUGUUACUUAUUAUUGGAGGAUCCUUUGGUCUCCGUGAAUUUGCUCAAGUUCGGUAUGAUGUCCAAAAAGUGAAGAGAAAGGUGACACAGCUUAUAAACACAGUACUCUGGGAAGGGGAUCAUAUUGGAAAUCAGAGUUACUUGAUGGAUCCAGCACUUGAAGCACAGUUAAAGAAGAAUAAAGACAAGAUCACACUAGAGUCAGAAUAUCAGAAACUUCCAGAGCCUAACUCUGACUGGGUAAACAUCAGAGGACCACGUCCCUGGGAAGAUUCAAAAGCUGCCCAAGAACAACAACGGAAGAUUCAAAUUGGGAACGGCAUUAAAUAGUGACAUGAAUCACUGGUUAUUAUUCAUUUACAUCUGGAAAGCGAAGAUUUACCUCAGCUAAUUUGAAUACAAAAUAUUAUAUAAAAUUUUUGCAUUACAUGUUUGUUUGCAUUGAUUUAAUAACAAGAACUGUAAAAUGGCAGAGCAGAGAGAAUGUGAAAGGAUCUACUGAUUGUAUUGCAAAACACAAUGUAUGAAACAGGAUUUUUCUUUUGAAAUUACCUUCGAAGGUUUUAACAAUGCGAAGUGAGCUUUGAACUAUUGCAGCAAGAAAUUUACAGCCAUAUGCUAUCCUUAGUUUUCCAGUGUUAGUACACUCCUCUCAAGCAGCAAUUUCCAUUGUUUCCUAGCAACCAGUGCUGGUAGCUCUGAAUUAGAGCUUGCACUAGACCUAUGAAAGAUGUUGCUUCUUGUGAGCUGCUUCAUGUUGGCUUUCAUUUGUGGAGCCCCAUGUACCAGGCGAAGUCAGUAGCCUGCAUUUGUGUAAUUGCACCUGUAAUUGCACAUCCCCAAAGAUUGUCUGGAUGCCUCUUGAGGAAUUUUCACUAAAUAGACAGAACCCUCACUGGAGUUUGUUAAAGCAGAUCCCCAGAGAAAAACCUAAUCACUUUUUCUUGCUGGGUAUCCCACAACUGUUUCUUCAUCAGGAAACUGAAGAACUAUAAUAUCUAAAACACAGCCUUGGGCCAAGCUAGCAGCUUGUGAGUGAAGACUUUGCAUUUUUAUAAGAAGAGUUAACCCUCAGAAAAUGUCAUGUGUCUUGCAUUUUACUGUCCCAAACAACUUUAGAUGUGUGAUCUGCUUUACAUUUCUGUCUAAUGUAUGACAAUUUUUUUCAAUUGAAAACAAUAAAAUUUGUUAUUUAUUAAAGCAACCUGAUGCAAUUAA